GGCUUCGUUGACCGUUGCCUCGCCUCUGCAGUGGGCCACGCCGUGCUGGCCAUCAAUGGCAUGGACGUGAACGGCAAGUACACGGCGGAUGGCAAAGAGGUGCUGGAGUACCUGGGCAACCCUGCUAACUACCCGGUGUCCAUCCGAUUCGGCCGGCCCCGCCUCACUUCCAAUGAGAAGCUCAUGUUGGCCUCCAUGUUCCACUCGCUAUUCGCAAUUGGCUCCCAGUUGUCUCCUGAACAGGGCAGCUCAGGCAUUGAGAUACUGGAGACAGACACAUUCAAACUGCACUGCUUCCAGACACUAACAGGGAUCAAGUUCGUGGUGCUGGCAGACCCUAGACAAGCUGGGAUAGAUUCUCUACUCCGAAAGAUUUAUGAGAUUUACUCAGACUUUGCCCUCAAGAAUCCAUUCUACUCCCUGGAAAUGCCCAUCAGGUGUGAGCUGUUUGACCAGAACCUGAAGUUAGCCCUGGAGGUGGCAGAGAAGGCUGGAACUUUUGGACCUGGGUCAUAGGCUGAACCUGCAACAAUCCCCCCACCCAACCCCAACCCUGCCUUCCUAAUUCUGAGAGAUCCUGUAGCAGGGGUCUUGCUGAUUCCACUCCAAUGGAAAUCCCAGAAGCCUUGUUAGUACACUUGGGGGAGGGGGUUUUGCUGAGAUUGAUGAGAUGACACAUACUGAUCCCUGAGCCUUAAUACUAUGCUCUCUUCCCCUCCUGUAUCUAUCAUGGUACUACUUCCCAACUCUGUACAGAUUUAUUUAUGGAGGAGGUAGGCCCAUAAAUGCUGUAAUAAACAUUCCUUUGAUCUCA
Messenger RNA from Miniopterus natalensis, 814 nucleotides. NCBI's taxonomy places the organism in Eukaryota, Metazoa, Chordata, Mammalia, Chiroptera, Miniopteridae. The record is from RefSeq and is a predicted model, not a curated record.